GUAGCUGGGCGAAAAGCUCUCUUUGCUGUUUCCAGCCGAAUCUUCUCGCUGCUAGAAGAUAUGGAGAGAAAGCAGAUUGCGAUGGGCAACGAACAAUCUGGCACCGAUCACAUGAAGUCACGUCGAAGUCUGGACGCCAAUUUUUUACGUCAGGUGAACUCGGCUCAGUCGACACCUCGCACAUCGACAGCAGUUCCACACCUUGAGCACAAGUUCUCCGAAUCAGCGCUGAACGUCAGUCCUUGUCCGACGAAGCGGCUCAGCUCGGAUUGUCCCGAGCUUAAGUACUAUAAGCCGAAGCUUUCGCUGUCGGCGUUACCUGAUAUGGGCAAUCAGCAAGGACGACGGCUAAGUCGCGCUGCUGUUCAGAUGGAGAACGGAGAGACUGGAUCCACGCUCGCCGAUUCGCUAAAGUUGACCCAAUAUCAAAUACAACUACUACAGUCGACAUGGUCAAAGUUGAAAUCAACCUCUACUUUCACGCAAGUUUUCAAAUUACUAUGCUUCAAGUCGACACAAAGCCGAGAAAUGUUCCAGAAAAUGUCUAUUGUUGAAGGAUUUCGAACAAACCAGUGCUGCGACCUGAAUAUGCACGCAAAGGUAUUGUGCGACCUAUUCGACUCUAUUGUGUCAGACUUACAGCAAUCAUCGAAAAUUGUUCAAGCUCGAUGCAUGGAUAUAGGUGGCUCACACGUCAAUAUCAGUGAGAAAUCUUGUGGACCACUGUGGGACCAACUGGGAGAGUGCUUGACUGAAGUGAUUACAAAAAUGGAAUGUGUACGAUCAAAGAGGGAAUCUGCUAAAGCUUGGAUAACGCUUAUCAGUUAUGUGGUUGAUGGCAUGAAAUGCGGUUAUAUGGACGAAUGGAAGCGAAAAGCAAGUGGUCGGCUAACGUCCAAUGGUUGUCCGAAUCCGAAGUUGUCCGAAACUCACGAGAGCCGCUAAAUUUCAGCUUUUAACCCCUCCUCCCCUCCCAAACUCUCCGAUUGCCCCUCGUGCUGAUGCGGCUCUAGAAUUUAACUUUUGCCUUAUCGAAGCCCCAUCGGCCUUGAGCAAAUGCUCGAAUCAUUCCAUCAUUU
Molecule: messenger RNA, 1079 nt
Organism: Cylicocyclus nassatus
Lineage: Eukaryota; Metazoa; Nematoda; Chromadorea; Rhabditida; Strongylidae
Source: the annotation of a GenBank genome assembly